GACUCAGUAUUCGUAGCGCGACUACAGUAAUGACGUCAAAGUAACCGGUGGCAUGGGCCAAUCGAAUUAAUUUGUGACGAUAAAUUACGUACAUAGUAUUCUAGUGCCAUCUCGGCCAUCCGCGACCAUUUUCUUCGUGAACAAUUCCAUUCAAGGUUACAGGCAGACUUGAACCCGAACCCUCUUGUACUGUGAUCGUCUCUCCUGCACGUAUUCUACACUGGUAUCUCAACAGCUGCGUGCUUUAUUCUUGCAAGCUUCGCGGCCGGCUCAGCAUCAACCAUAUGGACCAUGAAUUAUUGUUCGUGAAUUUGUGUUUCAAGGCUAACGUGGUUUAGAGUGAUAAUUAUAUUGAUCAUCGGUUUGGAUAAAUUCAAGUUGACAACUGCGAUUGCUGGUUCCUGACAGUAUUAUGGCUGGGAAUCCAGGUUUAGAACGGUUAAUUCCAAUCGUCAACAAAUUGCAAGAUGCAUUUACUCAGCUCGACGUUACUGUGCAAUUCGAUCUCCCUCAGAUUGCCGUCGUCGGUGUCCAGAGUGCGGGCAAAAGUUCGGUUUUGGAAAAUUUUGUUGGCAGAGAUUUUUUACCUCGCGGUGUCGGAAUUGUCACCAGGAGACCGUUGAUUUUGCAAUUAAACCACAGUGAAUUGGAGUAUGGCGAAUUUUUACACAAAAAAGGUAAAAAAUUUGAGAAUUUCGAUGAAAUUCGAAAAGAAAUCGAAGCUGAAACCAAUAGACUUACCGGGAAAAAUAAAGGAAUUUCCAAAAUUCCCAUCAAUUUAAGUAUAUAUUCGCCACAUGUACUGAAUUUCACAAUAAUAGACCUGCCAGGUUUAACGAAAGUUCCUAUAGGCGAUCAGCCGACAGAUAUCGAGACGCAAAUCAGAGAUAUGGUUUUAGAAUUCGUGAAGAAUGAUAAUUGUAUCAUACUAGCGAUAAGUCCGGCUAAUUCGGAUUUAGCCAAUAGCGAUGCUUUGAAAAUUGCGAAAGAAGUUGACCCGAAAGGUGAUCGAACGAUCGGCGUUCUUACAAAAUUGGAUUUAAUGGACGAAGGAACAGAUGCUCGCGAUAUUCUGGAAAAUAAAUUGUUACCUUUACGUAGAGGCUAUAUAGGCGUAGUGAAUAGAAGUCAAAAAGAUAUAGAUGGACGUAAAGACAUCAAAGCCGCGUUGCAAGCUGAAAAACAAUUUUUCCAAACUAAUCCAGCUUAUCGACAUAUGGCAGAUAAACUAGGAACGCCGCAUCUACAAAAAGUUUUGAAUCAACAGUUGACUAAGCACAUUCGAAAUACGUUACCCAGUUUAAGGGAAAAAAUACAAAAACAAAAAGCAAACCUAGAUAAAGAAAUGGAUACCAUCAACCGCCUCAAUCCAAAUGAUCCGUUAGCGAAAGCAAAAAUUAUGCAACAAAUGAUCCAACAAUUGAGAGACGAUUUUGGUACCAUAGUCGAAGGAUCCAUUGCGACGGAGAUCAAUACAAUUGAGCUGUCCGGCGGUGCUAAAAUCAAUCGUAUAUUCCACGAAAGUUUGCAAUCCGAAAUUGCCAAAAUAAUAAUCGAAGAGGAAGCGUUACGUAAUGAAAUCACGCUCGCUAUUCAAAACAUUCACGCUAUCAGAAAUGGCUUAUUUCCGCCCGAUAAGGCCUUCGAAACUGUAGUCACGAAGCAUAUACGAAAGCUUAAAGAACCCAGCUUGAAGUGUAAGGAAUUAGUCGUAACCGAGUUGGAGGAAAUUAUACAACUUUGCCUCGAAAAAAUGAACAGAUACCCACGUCUAAGAGAAGAGACCGAAAGAAUACUCAUGGAGCAAAUUCUGAGACGCGAUGAAGUAUGCGAAGAAUAUAUCAACACGUUCAUGGCCUGCGAGUUAUCCCUGAUCAACAUACCUCAGGAUGAUAUCAUCAGGCACAAAGCGCAAGAAGUAAAAGAAGACACUGUUUUCGCAUACAAAAUAAUUCGAAAAGGAUUAAUGACUAUUCAAAAUGUGGGCAACUCGAAAGAUGGACCUCGCGAUUAUUGGUUCGUAUUGACGAAUAAAUAUCUUUCGUGGUAUAAAGAUAGAAAUGAACGCUAUAAAAAAGCCACUUUACCUUUGGAUGGAUUGAAAUUGAAAUUAGUCGAACAAGUAUUCGGUGAGCCCCGUAAGAAAGUAUUCCGUUUGGUCAAGCUGAAAAACAGAAAAAAAUUUCAGGAUCACAAACAAUUGGAGUUCUGUAGUAAAAAUCCGAAUGAUAUGAGUUUGUGGACAUCGUCUUUCCUCGAAGUUGGCAUACUUGUCGAUCAAUCUGACUCGCUGUCAGACAUAUCUGACCUAGAGAACGUGGACGAAGACACGCAGCCGAAAGAUUCACUGGGAAAUCAAGUAGAAAAGAUUCUCAAUUUGGUAGAUUCGUAUAUGAAAAUCGAGAUGAAAACUUUCCGUGAUCAUUUACCGAAAAUAAUCAUGAACCUGAUUGUAAUGAAUGUAAAAACUUUCAUCAGCGUCGAAUUGCCGGCUCAUCUAAAUACGUGCGAAAAUCAGUCAUCACUCAUGGAUGAAGGCGAGGAAGAAACAGCGAAACGCGAAGAAGUGAUGAAAAUGCAUCGUGCGUGCAAAGAAGCGCUUAAAAUUAUUGGUGAUGUAGCAAAGUCUACGAUUGUUACCUGACUUGAUGAUAUUUCAACAAAAUGUUAAAAAGUUUAUCUUAUCUAAGUAUUUUAUGAUAUUUUAAUAUUAAGGCCUUAUACUUAUACUUUCCAAUUUUAUCUCAAUUAAAUACCUUCAUAUACAU
Molecule: messenger RNA, 2768 nt
Organism: Planococcus citri (citrus mealybug)
Lineage: Eukaryota; Metazoa; Arthropoda; Insecta; Hemiptera; Pseudococcidae
Product: dynamin-like
Exons: 16
Coding region: 413-2644 (743 amino acids)
Biological process (GO): receptor-mediated endocytosis
Cellular component (GO): plasma membrane; synapse; cytoplasm
Molecular function (GO): microtubule binding; GTPase activity; GTP binding
Source: RefSeq, a predicted model, not a curated record